UAAAAGGGACGGCGGCGCGGCUCGUGCCGCCUUGCAGACGCCGCCGCUCCGGAGCCACCCGUGACGCCCAGCCAUGGUCAACCCCACCGUGUUCUUCGACAUCGCCGUGGACGGCGAGCCCUUGGGCCGCGUCUCCUUCGAGCUGUUCGCGGACAAGGUACCGAAGACGGCAGAGAACUUCCGCGCUCUGAGCACCGGGGAGAAGGGAUUCGGUUACAAAGGUUCCUGCUUCCACAGGAUCAUCCCGGGAUUUAUGUGCCAGGGUGGGGACUUCACACGCCAUAACGGCACUGGUGGCAAGUCCAUCUACGGGGAGAAGUUUGACGACGAGAACUUCAUCCUGAAGCACACGGGUCCUGGCAUCCUGUCCAUGGCCAACGCUGGACCCAACACGAACGGCUCCCAGUUCUUCAUCUGCACGGCCAAGACCGAGUGGUUGGACGGCAAGCACGUGGUCUUUGGCAAGGUCAAAGAGGGCAUGAACAUCGUGGAGGCCAUGGAGCGCUUCGGGUCCAGGAACGGCAAGACCAGCAAGAAGAUCACCAUUGCUGACUGUGGACAGAUCUGAUCAGUCUGACCCGUGUUUUAUCUUAACUACCCGACCAUUCCUUCUGUAGCUCGGGAGAGCACCCCUCCACCCCUGCCUGCUCGAACUACCCCACAGUCUCCGCUCGCUGCAGUUCUGCGGGUUCCAUGGUUCCUUACCCCAGGCCUAUCUGGAUCUCAGAGUUCAGUUUAUGAUGAAAUAAAACCUAAACCACA
Molecule: messenger RNA, 762 nt
Organism: Lutra lutra (Eurasian river otter)
Lineage: Eukaryota; Metazoa; Chordata; Mammalia; Carnivora; Mustelidae
Gene: PPIA
Product: peptidylprolyl isomerase A
Exons: 5
Coding region: 74-568 (164 amino acids)
Biological process (GO): protein peptidyl-prolyl isomerization; protein folding
Molecular function (GO): peptidyl-prolyl cis-trans isomerase activity
Source: RefSeq, a predicted model, not a curated record